AUGUCAUCCAAACUACCAAUCCGUAAAACGAUCGAUCCCCUGUUUAAAAUUGUUUCCGACUUGGACAAACCCUCCAUUCAAUCUUCAUCGCCUAUUCCGAUUGCACUGGACUCGGAUGAUGAACCGUACCGGAAAUCCAGCUACCAACGGUCGCGUCAGAAGGGCCACAAAAGUCGAAUCCCCGGACCAGUUAAGACAUACACGGGGGUGAUCGUUAGUCGAAGCAAGAGCGUAGAGGAUCUGCAAGCGGGAAACGACGAACAUCGAAGUCAAAACAGGAGUCGAAAAACAAGCGGAGACCAUCACGUGGAGCGGAUUGUCCGAGCCAAGGACCAUCAAAUCAAUAAGCUAGUUGAAAAGAUUACAACUUUAUUUGAAUGUAACAAUCAGUUUGCGAUCGAGAACGAGAAAUUGCAAAAAGAAUACCAGCAAGUGCAGCAGAAUCUGAAGGCACUGGAGACCACUAAACCGAAGAGUUGCGAUAGUUGUGCGGAAUUCGGGCAUGAGAGGGAAAAUCUUGCUAAGGAAAAUGGUGACCUGAGGAACGAUAUUAAAAUGAUGAAAAUUCUAGUCUAUCGAUUGAACGUUCAAGUCGAACGGUACCAGGAGGUGAUACGAAAGGAAAAGACAGUGAGGGGGGACAUUCCUAAAAUCGACUUCGUCGAUAGUUCGUACGGGGGAAGCAAAGACAAUCUGAACUGGGGACCGGUGAACUCGCACACCCUGGGACCUCUGCUGAAUGCGUACGAGGAAACGAUCGGGGAGAAAAACGAUCUGGUGCAACAGUAUGAACAGGAGCUGAUCGAUUUUACCGGGAAGCUGAAGCAAACGCUGGAGGAGAACGAAAAGCUUCACCGAGAUAUGGAGGAGAUCAAGAGCACUCAGAGCAGUUGGCUUUCGGAACGAGCGCGGUUGCAGGCGCAGAUUGAUGUGUUCAAAAGUAAGGCCGAAAUACAGGGCAAGCGGGCCGAUCUGGCGAAGGAGAAGUUGGUUGAAGUUUUGAAAUGUUACGAACAGAAAAUACAAGCUCAGUGCCUUGACAUCGAACGCUUGCAGGAAGCUUAUUCCAGGGCGAAAGGAGAAUUAACUUCCUUGAGGAAUCUUAAUCAAAGACCUGAGGUUGUAGUUGAAAGUAUGAAAGAAUGUCAAAGAUUAUUUGAAGAACUAAAAAUUCAGCAUCAUUCCGAAAAAACACGAUCCACAGAAGAAGCAGCGACGUGGAAAGCAACCAUUGAAGCGAAAGAUCAAGAGAUUUCCCAAUUGAAGUCACAUGUUGUCGAACAGCAGAAAAUUCUCGAGCGACACAAAGAAAUUAAUGAGGUCCUGAUGGAUAAGUCUAGAGCUCUCAAACAAUCGCUUCACCGCAGUAAACAAUCAAAAGAAGCUCUUAAAGCUCGCCUGAAAAGCGUGGCCGGCAGCAGCCGAAACGUUGAACAGCAACAACGCGAACCGCCGCGCGAUUAUUGGCCAACUAUUAAAGCUUUACAAGCUAAAAUUCUCGAACGGGACCAACAGCUUCAGGGCCUCCAGAUCCGACAUGCUGCAGAGAUCAAUCAACUACAGCGCCGACUGCAGCAACGUGAGGACAGCCUACGGAAGGUUCUCGAAGAGAAGGUGCAGUUUAGGAAGGUGUAG
Sabethes cyaneus is the source of this 1635-nucleotide messenger RNA. It is a transcript of the gene Cep89, whose product is annotated as protein Cep89 homolog. The transcript is spliced from 4 exons. Gene Ontology annotation, cellular component: centriole; ciliary transition fiber. Gene Ontology annotation, biological process: chemical synaptic transmission; mitochondrion organization; cilium assembly. NCBI's taxonomy places the organism in Eukaryota, Metazoa, Arthropoda, Insecta, Diptera, Culicidae. The record is from RefSeq and is a predicted model, not a curated record. Bases 1 to 1635 code for a protein of 544 amino acids.